Messenger RNA from Candidula unifasciata, 645 nucleotides. The record is from the annotation of a GenBank genome assembly. NCBI's taxonomy places the organism in Eukaryota, Metazoa, Mollusca, Gastropoda, Stylommatophora, Geomitridae.
AUGGCAGCUGGUCCAUACAACUACAGCUACAUCUUUAAAUACAUCAUCAUAGGGGACAUGGGAGUUGGGAAGUCAUGUUUGUUGCACCAGUUCACAGAGAAGAAAUUUAUGGCAGACUGCCCUCAUACAAUAGGAGUCGAGUUUGGAACCAGAAUCAUUGAGGUAGCGUCGCAGAAAAUCAAAUUACAAAUCUGGGACACUGCUGGCCAGGAGAGAUUUCGAGCUGUUACACGGAGCUACUAUAGAGGCGCGGCAGGAGCUCUUAUGGUUUAUGAUAUUACCAGACGGAGCACAUACAACCACCUAAGCAGUUGGUUGACCGAUGCCAGAAACCUAACAAACCCCAACACAGUGAUAUUCCUUAUUGGCAACAAAUGUGAUUUGGAUGCACAGAGAGAUGUCACCUAUGAAGAAGCUAAACAAUUUGCUGAAGAAAAUGGCCUGAUGUUCCUGGAAUGCAGUGCUAAAACCGGGGAAAACGUAGAGGAUGCCUUUUUGGAUACCGCCAAGAAAAUCUAUCAGAAUAUUCAAGAUGGCAGUUUGGACCUCAACGCAGCAGAAUCAGGAGUCCAGCACAAGCCAGCCACUCCUCGCAGCCCCAUUAACACAGACCAGCCCCAAAACAAAGAAGGAUGCGCCUGCUAG